This is a messenger RNA of Arthroderma uncinatum, 2559 nucleotides long. Its product is annotated as DNA cross-link repair protein pso2/snm1. Gene Ontology annotation, biological process: interstrand cross-link repair; double-strand break repair via nonhomologous end joining; protection from non-homologous end joining at telomere. NCBI's taxonomy places the organism in Eukaryota, Fungi, Ascomycota, Eurotiomycetes, Onygenales, Arthrodermataceae. The coding region runs from base 1 to 2559 and encodes 852 amino acids. Gene Ontology annotation, molecular function: 5'-3' DNA exonuclease activity; damaged DNA binding. The record is from RefSeq and is a predicted model, not a curated record. The transcript is spliced from 2 exons.
AUGCCUCCAACUCUGACAUCGCCGUUCUUUGGCUCAAACAAUCAAACAGCCAAAAGGUCCUCUCCCUUGUCUACAGCGAAAAAUAAGCCAGCCCCAAAGCGAAAUGGAAGCAUUUUGAGCUUUUUCAAGAAGUCGGACUCGCCACCUAAGCCAACUCAGCCGCGAAUUACAGAGUAUGGAGUGAGGAGUCGGAGCAACCUGCCAACAGGGCGUGCACGCCCUAGUCUCGUGGACGACGCUACUUCGGGCUUGUUUUUCGAAGACGAAGAGUCUCACAGUUCGGCAGUUGACAUACAAGCGAAUGACCCUUCCUAUCCUAGUGAAAAGCCUGAGCUCCCGGAUACUCUUUGGCACUCGCCACCUAGCUGCCCCGCAAACACAUAUGAGAAGGAUGACAGGUAUAAUGAGAGCCCUGGUGCCGUGAAAAGGCGGAGGACAGGCUCCAAAGUUGCAGAACUGGACUCAACAGAAGUGGGAAACACCCUGACUACUACGGAUGAUGAUGUAAACGAACCGCUAUCGGGACAAGCACCCAGACGAACGGACGCGGUCUCAUCAUCAAAGUCUCUCAAAAAUUGCCAUGGCCCAUUUCUAGAUGAAUCCGAUAGCGAAGGUGAUACAGAAUCACCUUUAUGCACUGAGAUGAGCGAAUCGAAACUAGGAGUGGCUCCCAUCAAAGGUCAGAAUGUUUCACCGUCUACCCCACACUCUGCAACCCGUUGUUUGCCAGCCAUGGAAUUGAUAGAGGACGAAGACUCCAGUGGUGCUAGCUGCCAGGCAGACGACAGCUUGGAAAGAGAAGGGAAUGAAAUUAACUUGAGCGCUAGGGCUUUAAAGGAGCAAGAACUAUACCUACUACCCAACGGAGAGAGAUGUGAGGAUGAGGGGCCGGCGUUAUCUGAGGAUGAAGUGGCCGUGUGUCCAAUCUGUCAGGCUAGUUUAGCCGGCCUAACCGAUACAGAAGCAUCUUUGCAUGUGAAUAACUGUCUUGACGGGAAUCCUACUGCCGUAGUCGCUACAGUAAAAGAUAUCCAAGCCACUCGGUCACCUACGGAUAUACCACCAAGGAUGAAACGAAGAGAAGCAUCCCGACCUGGGCAAAAAAACCCUUUUACUCCUGAUUCAGCCACGUCGUCCACGUCUGCAUUUGCUAAAAUUAUGUCGGCGAAUGAAGAAGAUACCGCUUGGGGUGUAGCAGCCGCUAAUGAAGAAGCAUCCAGAGGGAAGCAAUCCUACGAGCGCACUUGUCCCUUCUACAAAAUACUCCCGGGGUUUUCUAUUACUGUAGACGCGUUUAAAUACGGCGCUGUUGAAGGAUGCAAUGCCUAUUUCCUUAGCCACUACCAUAGCGAUCACUAUGGAGGGCUUACGUCGUCCUGGUCACACGGCCCCAUUUAUUGCAGCAGGGUCACCGCCAAUCUCAUCAAACAACAGAUCAAAGUAAAUCCGGACAUGGUUGUUGAACUUGAAUUCGAAAAACGAACCGAGAUACCCCGGACUGAUGGAGUUGCUGUUACAAUGAUAACCGCUAAUCAUUGCCCAGGUAGUUCUCUUUUCCUCUUUGAGAAACGGAUAGGGAACGGAAAGGGCGAAAGGAUGCAUCGGAUCCUUCACUGUGGUGAUUUCCGAGCGUCUUCGGCACACGUAAACCACCCUCUCCUUCGACCGGACACCGAGGAUCCACAUACUGGGCAGUCAGUUCAGCAAAGGAUUGAUGUCUGCUAUUUAGAUACGACGUAUCUUAAUCCUAAAUACGCGUUCCCGUUUCAGCAGGAUGUCAUCGAUGCAUGUGCGCAAAUGUGUGCAGGAUUGAACGAGGGCCACCCUGACUCUUUCGAAAUAGGAAAUGGGUUAGCUGUCUCCGAGCCCAUGACUUCCUUUCUGAAGAAAAGCCGGGGCUCGGCCCGAAUUUCUGCGGAAGACCCACAUGGUCGCGGCAAAUUGCUUGUGGUUAUUGGAACAUACAGUAUAGGCAAAGAACGUAUGUGUUUAGGCGUUGCUCGUGCUUUGAAGUCGAAGAUAUAUGUUUCGUUAAACAAGAAGCGGAUAUGCGACUGUUUAGAGGACGAUGAGCUUUCUAGCCUCCUCACCACCGACCCGCUGGAGGCCCAAGUCCAUAUGCACAGCCUGAUGGAUAUGCGCUCGGAAACACUUACUGAAUACCUAAAUUCCCUCAAGUCUCAUUUUUCAAGGAUCGUUGGCAUCCGACCCACAGGUUGGAGCUACCGUCCACGUGGAGGAACACGGACCGACAAUCCUACCGUCUCAUCGGUCCUGCACUCGGAGUCAUGGAAGCCGCGAUUUUCCGUUAACGACCUUGUUCCACAACGUGGCAGCACCAGGGAGGCUGCAUGCUUUAGCGUUCCGUAUAGCGAGCAUAGUUCAUUCCGUGAGCUUACGAUGUUUUGCUGCGCAUUACGGACAUCACGCAUCAUUCCCACGGUAAACGUGGGAAGUUCUAAGACUCGCGAGAAGAUGAAGUUUUGGAUAGACAAAUGGGAGGUAGAGAGAAGGAAAAAUGGACUAUUUAAAAUUGAAGAUGGCGCCAUACGGUGGUAA